Messenger RNA from Tarenaya hassleriana, 2010 nucleotides. Its product is annotated as serine/threonine-protein kinase tricorner-like. The transcript is spliced from 14 exons. The record is from RefSeq and is a predicted model, not a curated record. Lineage: Eukaryota; Viridiplantae; Streptophyta; Magnoliopsida; Brassicales; Cleomaceae. Bases 361 to 2010 code for a protein of 549 amino acids. Gene Ontology annotation, biological process: intracellular signal transduction; peptidyl-serine phosphorylation. Gene Ontology annotation, molecular function: ATP binding; protein serine/threonine kinase activity.
UUAGUUUAUCCUUUUCCCUUUCUGCGAAUUGAGCAUUUGUGGAACCGUUUGAUCUGAGUUUCGGCGCAUUUUCACUGUCCCAACCUAGGGUUUCCUGCUUGGUUUCUGAAUUCCCCAAAUUUAGCGGAGUAUAUUUAGUGUCUUCAUGUCAUUUGCAGACUCGUAUGUUCCUUUUGAUCGAUUGGGUAUCGUUUUGCUUUCAACUGAUCAUCUAAUCGGGUUAUGAUACUAAGGAAUUCUGUAAUUUCGAUUCAGGUUCGACAUAUGAAUAUUGUUCUUCAUUGCUGGAGUGAAAUUCGCAAUCCGCACAAAUCAAAUUCCCCGUUGAUUUGUAAAUAAGGCAAGUAGAAGGUAGAGGAAAUGGAGACUGCCAGAUCUUGGCUGAAUAAGUUAAAGUCUAAAGACAAGGUGAAGCCCUCGAAAAAGAAGGAAACUACGAGUAAUGUAAAGGAGUGCUCGAAAGCAGCCGGUGAGGAAGCACUGUCAAGUGUAACUAAGCAGAAGGCUGAAGCUGCGAAACAGUAUAUUGAGAAUCAUUACAAAAAGCAAAUGCAGAGCCUGCAGGAAAGAAAGGAGCGGCGGAAUAUGCUAGAAAAGAAAUUAGCUGCUGCUGACGUCUCAGAGGAGGAGCAAAACAACUUACUGAAGGAUUUGGAGAAGAAAGAAGCUGAGUAUAUGCGGCGUCAGAGACAUAAAAUGGGAGCUGAUGACUUUGAGCCAUUGACAAUGAUUGGGAAAGGCGCUUUCGGAGAGGUUAGGAUCUGCAGGGAGAAGGCUACUGGACAUGUAUAUGCAAUGAAGAAACUGAAAAAGUCUGAGAUGCUUCGCAGAGGCCAGGUGGAACAUGUGAAAGCAGAGAGAAAUUUACUUGCAGAGGUUGACAGCAAUUGCAUUGUCAAACUGUAUUGUUCUUUCCAAGAUGAAGAAUACUUGUAUCUAAUUAUGGAGUACCUCCCUGGUGGGGAUAUGAUGACAUUACUAAUGAGGAAAGAUACACUUACUGAGGAUGAGGCCAGAUUUUAUGUUGGAGAGACUGUCUUGGCUAUCGAGUCCAUUCAUAAGCACAACUAUAUCCACAGAGAUAUCAAGCCUGAUAAUCUGCUACUUGACAGAAACGGGCACAUGAAAUUAUCGGAUUUUGGAUUAUGUAAACCACUAGACUGUAGUAAUCUCCAGGAAAAGGAUUUCUCGGUCACACAAAACCUUAGCGGGGCUCUCCAAAGUGAUGGUCGUCCUGCUGCACCAAGACGCACCCAACAAGAACAACUGCAGAACUGGCAGAGAAAUAGAAGGAUGCUUGCUUAUUCUACUGUUGGAACUCCUGAUUAUAUAGCCCCAGAAGUACUUCUGAAGAAAGGAUACGGCAUGGAAUGUGAUUGGUGGUCUCUUGGUGCCAUUAUGUAUGAAAUGCUUGUGGGCUAUCCUCCAUUUUAUUCAGAUGAUCCAAUGACAACAUGUAGGAAGAUAGUAAACUGGAGAAAUUAUCUGAAGUUCCCAGAGGAGGCCAAACUAUCAUUGGAAGCCAAGGAUCUUAUCAGCAGACUAUUAUGCAACGUUGAACAAAGGCUUGGAACUAAAGGACCAGAUGAAAUCAAGGCUCACCCCUGGUUCGGAGGUGUCGAGUGGAACAGAUUGUAUCAAAUGAAAGCCGCCUUUAUUCCCCGAGUCAAUGAUGAGUUGGACACCCAGAAUUUUGAAAAAUUUGAAGAGACUGACAAUCAAGUUCCAAAAUCGGCAAAGUCGGGUCCAUGGAGGAAGAUGCUCUCAUCCAAGGACAUGAACUUUGUGGGUUAUACUUACAAGAACGUUGAAAUCGUAAAUGAUGACCAGUUAUCAGGGAUGGCUGAGCUGAAGAAGAAGAGCACAAAGCCAAAGCGACCAUCAAUCAAAUCCCUCUUUGAGGACGAAUCAUCAACCACCACCCACCAUGGGAGCUUCUUGAAUCUCUUGCCACCGCAAAUAGAAGAAGUUCCCGAGAAAGAAGAGGGUAAGUCCAGUUCUUCUGGUUGA